Temnothorax curvispinosus is the source of this 2114-nucleotide messenger RNA. RefSeq names its product MIF4G domain-containing protein. Gene Ontology annotation, cellular component: cytosol. Gene Ontology annotation, biological process: regulation of translational initiation. The record is from RefSeq and is a predicted model, not a curated record. The transcript is spliced from 9 exons. Gene Ontology annotation, molecular function: RNA binding; translation activator activity; protein binding. NCBI's taxonomy places the organism in Eukaryota, Metazoa, Arthropoda, Insecta, Hymenoptera, Formicidae. The coding region runs from base 375 to 1766 and encodes 463 amino acids.
GCGGCGGAUUCGACGAGUGACGCGAUACGGCCGGAUGAUCGAUCGACCGGAUCGAGCGAGGCCGGCGAGGCGUAGGUAGACGGCGAGCGCCGUCGAUCGCAACCGCGUCUUUGGGGAUCGAAUCGCAGGAGUGAAUCGUUUUGUGAUCUUAUUCGUUGUACUUAUCAGUAACGUUUUAGACGUUUAGAUCUCGUCUCUAAUGAGCGUCGAAGAAAAAGAAAAAUUCGGUAAAAACGCGGCAGAGAGUUUGAAGUCGUUUCGGAACAAGCGCGCCGCGGAACCGGCCGAGAGCUUUUUCUCUUCGUUGAUCGACAAUUGAGAUCCUCGCUGGAAGACGGGCAAAAGGAAGAGUGAAGAAGUCGUGUAGAGAAUAUAUGGAGACAAUCUUGACAUCGUUACAGACAUCGAGAUCUUCUCAUUGGGUGUUUGAUAAUAAAUAUAAAUACUGCGAGAAAAUGGUGCGGGCAACUCGCGCGGAUGGAACAAAGCUGACGAAGAUGAGGGAUGCGAUUCCGCAGAAAGGAAGUAAUAACGUAGCCACCCCCAAGUCCAAACCGUCCCUAGAGAUAUACCGACCCCCAGGUGGGAGAGCGGAAGGAACCACGGCGAACGUCACUAAUCUUCGACUAAACGUGCACGCCAAGGAAUUCACGAUGAAGCAGAAUGAUUCGCAUACGUCUAAGUCUCGGACUAAUGCAUCGGAGCGCUAUUAUCUGCAGCACAGCAAAUCGAGCGGUAAUAUCCAUCGGUAUCUCUACGCUCAGCAGCAACAGCUGCAACAUCCUCUGCAGCAACAGCACCAACUACCGUCCCGUCAUUCUCAGAGUGGCCAUCACUCGACAGCGAACUCCACGUUGCGUCAGCCUCAUCCUUUAGACAUGUCCGCUUCCAGCGGAAACAUUUUACACGUAGCGAAUCGGGUACACUUCAACGUGGACCAAAACGAAGUGAAGACUAAUUCCGUGAAACCGGGCAAGCUUACCAAAUCGCAUACCUUUGUAUCGACUUACGGCUUGAAGCGCUCGAAGAGCUUCAACUCGACAGACGUGUUGGCCGCCAAGGCACUCCACAUCGCGGACGCCUCUGAACUUGGGAAAUUCCCCUCGCCCGUUCAAGAUAUACUUCUACGAGCGAUAGAAGAUCCGAAUCUCUUAAAUGCGAGGACGUUGAUGGAACUAGUGCGGCACAUUCUGGACAGGGUAGUGGAGAAUCGCAAGUAUGCUGAACCGGCAGCUAAAAUUUGCAUCACGAUUAUAGAGAAGGAAACGAAGGAAACUUUCCUGGAAUCUCUGCUAAAUACGUGCCAACAGUGGUAUCAGGAUCGCGCUAGAUUACUGCACGACGGCACGACCUGCCAUCGGUACUCAGCCUUUAUGACGUUUCUCAACGAGAUGUAUUGCCAGCUGAAGCGACGGCAGCUACAAUUGAAGACGCAGCAGGAGGGCGUUCCUCCCGGACGCGUGCUCCUCACGUUGCUUUGGAAAUGCUGCCAGGAUUGUCUGCAACCGCCGGCCAUCAACUCGCUCGCCGAGACGAAUUGUCUGUUCUUCAUCCUCACGUGCAUCGGUAAGGAUUUGGACGCGGAGCUGCCCGCGCAGCUGCAGCAGCUCCUCGGUAGCGUGCGUGACGCCUUCCUGGCGGAGGAUACGACGCCGCCGCCGGUCAAGAGGACGCUCCUGCAACUGAUCGAACUCCACGCCGCCCAUUGGCAACUGCCGGCGCCGGCGGUGGUUUACUACUACCCCUCGAACUCGAACUCCAAGUGACCGCCACCCGACACCCACGGUAUCUCCGUCCAGAACAUGUCCGAGUGGAUUUGCGCAAAACCACGGGUGUAUUUUAAGUAUUUAACAGUACAGACAAGUACUUAAGUACAAGUACUUGUACCGAAACGAAAUGUUUUCUAACGAGAGCGCCUCAAUGCGGGCACGUCAAUGCCUUUUGACGCGACAAUAAACACGAACGAAAGUACGAUUGUACUUUUUUUUUCUUCAUUUUACAACGAUCGCGAACGGUUCGCGAUGAUCUCGUUCCUUCCACGAAACGGAAGUUUUUGUUCGAUAAUUCUGUAUGCAAACGAUGGUAUACGAAUAAACAACUUCUUUUACACGUGU